This is a messenger RNA of Rubroshorea leprosula, 1737 nucleotides long. NCBI's taxonomy places the organism in Eukaryota, Viridiplantae, Streptophyta, Magnoliopsida, Malvales, Dipterocarpaceae. The record is from the annotation of a GenBank genome assembly.
CGACGACUUGCCCCAGGACAGCGAAGAGAGACUCUAGAGAGAGAAAAACACGAAAAUCAGGUACAGUAGAGAGAGAAAGAAGAGUGUGUGUGUGUACAGAGGAGCAGAGUGCGGGCAUUAAUGGCGGAAGGAACUAAAAAGGAGAAGAAGAGCGAAGAGAGCGUCAAGCUCUUCGUAGGUCAAGUGCCAAAGCACAUGACCGAAGGUCAUCUCCUCGCAAUGUUCACGGAGUUCGCCUUAGUCGACGAGGUCAACAUAAUCAAGGAUAAGAACACUCGCGCUUCUAGAGGGUGUUGCUUUGUGAUAUGUCCGUCGAGGCAGGAGGCUGAUAAGGCGGUCAAUGCCUGUCAUAAUAAGAAGACGCUGCCUGGGGCAUCUAGUCCAUUGCAAGUGAAGUAUGCAGAUGGCGAGUUAGAAAGAUUAGAGCACAAACUUUUUGUUGGUAUGCUGCCAAAGAAUGUCUCUGAAUCUGAAGUUCAUUCUCUAUUCUCUCAAUUCGGAACUAUAAAGGACCUACAGAUUUUAAGGGGUUCUCAGCAAACAAGCAAAGGCUGUGCUUUUUUGAAGUAUGAGACUAAAGACCAAGCUCUCGCUGCCCUUGAGGCCAUUAAUGGAAAGCACAAAAUGGAGGGGUCAGGUGUACCUUUGGUUGUCAAAUGGGCAGACACAGAAAAAGAAAGACAAGCUCGCAGGGCACAGAAAGUGCAAUCCCAAGCAUCUAAUAUGCCUCACAGUGAUUCACAACACCCUUCAUUGUUUGGAGCCUUGCCAAUGAGUUAUGUUCCGUCAUAUAAUGGAUAUGGAUAUCAAGCUGCAGGGAGUUAUGGACUUAUGCAGUACCGCUUGCCGCCGUUGCAGAAUCAGCCUGCAUUUCAUAAUAUCAUUCCUCCAGUAAACCAAGGGAGUGUGCUGCGUGGAAUUACACCUGACCUUGCUGCUAAUAUGGGCCCUAGAAAUUAUGCUAUGCCUCCUGCAAAUUAUGUAGGCUCUGCUUAUCCUGCCAUACCAGGUCUUCAGUAUCCAGUGGCAUAUGCUGGAGGGAUGAUGGGUCAUCGGCCAUUGGGUUCACCGGGUUCAGUGGCACCACCAAAUGCAAACAGUAAUUCUUCAACAUCUCCAGGUGGUGGUUCAAUUGCAGGGAGUCAGGUUGAAGGUCCACCCGGUGCAAAUCUAUUCAUAUAUCACAUACCUCAAGAAUUUGGUGAUCAAGAGUUGGCCAAUGCCUUUCAAGCAUUUGGCAGGGUCUUAAGUGCCAAGGUUUUUGUUGACAAAGUGACGGGUGCCAGCAAAUGUUUUGGUUUUGUAAGUUAUGACUCGCCAGCUUCUGCUCAAGCUGCCAUAAAUAUGAUGAAUGGAUGCCAAUUAGGUGGUAAGAAACUGAAGGUUCAGCUUAAGAGAGACAACAAACAGAAUAAACCUUAUUGAUUAGGGGUUGAGUUAGUCUUUGAAUGAAGCAGAAAAUGCUUGUCACAUGCAUUCACAAGCAACCUGGACAUAACAAUUGAACAUAUCAGCAAUUUGGGUGGAUCAAGAUAAUCUCUUCUUACAUAUGUCAUUCCAUCCCGCUUGUAAUUGCUUCAUGGGAUUGAAAUUCUUCAAACUUGUAAUUCAUGGUGCACUCUGUGCCUACACAAUUUGUAUUUUAUGUAUAAUUGAAGUUCAUUUAUUGAUUCUUCCUCAAGUAUAUCUAUUGGUGAUAUAAUUUGGUUAAAACAUCCAUAAAUGAGAUGUUUCCUA